UCUCUGUCCCUGGAAAUGCCCUGGAAUGUCGCGCUAAACUGUCCUUUUUUGUUUGUUGCAGGGGACGUGCUGAGCGGCGUGUGCUUCGUGGGGCUGUGGGACAUGACGGCGCUGCGGGGCUUCGUGCUGCUGCCGCUCGCCGUGUUCCUGGUGCUGGGCACGGCCUUCCUCGUCGCGGGCUUCUUCUCGCUGUUCCGCAUCCGGACCGUCAUGAAGCACGACGGCACCAAGACGGACAAGCUGGAGAAGCUCAUGAUCCGCAUCGGCGUGUUCUCGGUGCUGUACGUCGUGCCGGCGCUCAUCGUCCUGGCCUGCCUCUUCUACGAGCAGUCGUACUUCGACCACUGGAUGGUGUCGUGGAGCCGCGAGAUGUGCACCAACAAGCAGUACGCGCUCCCUUGCCCGCCGGGCCCCGCCGACCCGCGCAAGCCCGAGUUUGAGGUGUUUAUGAUCAAGUACCUCAUGGCCCUGAUCGUGGGCAUCACGUCCAGCUUUUGGAUCUGGUCCGGCAAGACGAUAGGCAGCUGGCGGGAGUUUUGCCUCAGGCUGCGCGGGCGCCGGGUGGAGGCCUACGUGUGACGUGAGUGUUAGGUUUUUUCUUAGUGUAUAGAAAAUUGUUUUAAUUCGUUUAAAAAAACAACAACAGAAACUGUGAUGACUGUAAUAAUGCGACCCCGGUUAUAUAAUGUGCUAGGUAUCACCCUCUGAAGAUGGCGAUCCGCACUUGUCUGUUUUCACGGUUAUGCAUCAAAGUGUUUUCAUAUCGCUGAAUUUUUUUAAUUAACCCCGUUUUAUAUUGGUUUUUAACGAAAUACCUGUACGGAAUCGCUGAAUACGUAUGCACUGCCUGGAAUGGAUUUUUGCCAUGACCUUUAGCAUGUUCCAAUUACCAGAACUGACGCUACUAAGUUUUUCGUUAGUAUUUUUUUUAUUUCAAAAAGUGCGCGCACUGUGCGGAAGUGUACAUAUGUAUAUUGGUAUCUAUUGUAAAAUUAUGUAAAGAUACUGUUAGCUUUACGUCUAUGGCGAUUGGAUCAAAGGUCGUUUUUCUUUUACUUUGAAUGACACUGCCGAUUUACUUCAUUAUACGACAGAUUGCAAAGUUAAGACUGAUUUCCUGUAACUUUUUGCUCUGUCUUCUUGCGUCGUACUGUUAGAGCCGCCGACUGAUAUUUGUUAGCAGCACAGCCGUCGCUGUUAUACUUGAUCAAACUUUUGUGUUAUUUUCAUCAAUGAAAAUCGUUCUUGCCUUUUUUGCGCUGUUUAAUGGCGAGAAGCCACCCAAAGACUUCGCCACGUAUUGUGGAACACUUCGCCGUUGUGUAUUAAUUUUGCCGAAACCUCUUGAAAUGCCUUUAGUAUGCAAUCGCCGCGUCAACUUAUGUGAUAUGUUAAUUCAUACGUGUAGAUUACGACAGUCAGUUUGCUAGUUCGUCUCCGACAGCAUGCCGCGAUUCUCGGAACGCCUGUUCUGUUACGCGUGGACGACUAGCUGAUGACGAAGCAAAUGUAUUUUGUUGGAACUGUUGUAUUUAAAUAUCCGUUUGUAAAUACGCUCUAGUCGAAUGAAUGCGUGGAAGGGGAGCUCUCGGAUGGGAGUUGUGAGUUGGCAUGGAACCUAUGCUACCGCGCCCAGCUUCCAGAUUUGGCAACUGUGCUCGGUAAUACUAUGUUAUGUGCCAACUCCCAUUCCUGUACUUUUAGUACAAAGUGAGACUUACGGCAGCUUUAUCGCUCUGUGACUAUUUUUAAUUUGUGAAAAUUGACGUUUUCCUGUUAGUUGAUGAAAUGUUAAAAAAUUUUAACUGUUGAAAAAAACUCGUCUUUUUUUGCUUAUUUAUCUGAUGGUGUGCUCGAGCACCUAAGGCCAUUUGAGAGUGCUAUUAUUGUGAAGCGCACUGUGCGCCUCACAGUUGUUUAAAUUAUGUUCAUAAUCGUGUUGUGUAUAUAAGUAUUUUUAUAGAGAAUUUGUAUGAAUGUGAAAUGUUGGAAGGCGGCGUUACUAAGUGUUCUGGGAAAUCCCAAAGCUGUUACCUUCUUUCCCCACCGUAGCGUAACGUUUGUGGCAGCUAAUAUUUGUCUUACCGUCCUCGUUUUUUUUCGUUUAUAGCUGUAACAUCUUGUUGAUGAAAUGGCUUUUGUGAAUAUUGUCUAAGCCAAGUUUAACAAAAGCUUCUAAAGAGUGUUCUCUUCCCUGUAACUUGCAGCCGGUUAUGAAUUUAUUUUCUGUUGUACGUUUCUUGUGUGUUUGUUAUCGCAAAUAACUUACAAGUGAAGAGGAUUUUUUUUUUUUUUGUCUUUAUCAUGUGAUUUCUCUUUCGGUGUACCCAGUAUUAUUUUAAACCAAACGUUGGACGUACUAGUUUUUGUAUCGAUGUCUUAACUUUCCUCUCUAUCUCUUCCCUUUUGCUUUAUAUGAGUACUGUGAAAACUAAUCACUAUACACAAUAAAGAAACGUUUCCUCAAACAAAUAUAAA
Frankliniella occidentalis (western flower thrips) is the source of this 2478-nucleotide messenger RNA. RefSeq names its product frizzled-7-like. Gene Ontology annotation, cellular component: plasma membrane. The coding region runs from base 16 to 579 and encodes 187 amino acids. Gene Ontology annotation, biological process: non-canonical Wnt signaling pathway; canonical Wnt signaling pathway. The record is from RefSeq and is a predicted model, not a curated record. Gene Ontology annotation, molecular function: Wnt-protein binding; Wnt receptor activity. The transcript has a single exon. NCBI's taxonomy places the organism in Eukaryota, Metazoa, Arthropoda, Insecta, Thysanoptera, Thripidae.